AAUCGCCCCUAGUUGAAUUGACACGGUAUUUUAAGAGUGGAUUUAAAGUGUCAGUGAUGGAUUAACAAGAUCUCUACACUCUAAAGACUAUUGAAGUUACUCGAUAUUUUAAAAGUGUUUUUAAAGUAUAAGUGACAAAUAAGAUCUACAGUUCCCGCGUAUUUUGCCAGUGUUGGCGGUGGGGGUAGGGGGUACAUUUUGGCUGAACUACAGCGCUUCUAUAUGAAUUGAAACGGGACUUUGAGACUGUUCUUACAGUCCUACUGAGAAAUUAACAAGAUUUCUACGUUCAAAACAGAAUAAACGGCCUUGAGAAGCCGGCUAAAAGUAUUUGUGGCCUUGGAAAACAGUUGCAGUGAGAGAAUUUAGCUGCUUUUAUCACCGACAUACAUGCACUCGUCUCCACAUCUUAUUACUGGACUUAAAGGCCACAAAACUGAACCACAGAGGCACAACUACGUUAUCAGGUUUAUACGUGCGACCCCAAACAAGAAUGAAAAUACGUACCCUACGCAAUCAGCUGAGGGGAGGAGCCUGGACGAGGAAGAGGAAGAGAGCGGAUGGAUCACUGAUGAUCGCCGCCAUAAUGCCCAAUGGCUUCCAGACGAUGACCUUUCACCCCAACCAUGGCGCCAAUGUUAUGCUGUAUGAUGACAACACGGUGGCGUACAGGAAGGCAAGUUUCGCCAAUGCUGUCACCAUCAGCGAGCGUCCUCUUCUUCCGGGGGAGAUCUUCCUGGUGGAGAUAGAGAAGACAGAGCCGGGCUGGACGGGGCAUAUGCGUCUUGGCCUCACCCAGCUUAACCCCGCCAGCCCAGACCUGCUCAAGCUGCCCCCUUACUCCCUGCCAGACAUGACCAAUAUGGGCAACUCCUGGAUCUGCGCCAUCACCAAGAGCCAGAACCGCGUACAACAAGACACAGAAACAGAGCCAGAGAGGGAUGCUGCCGUUGCCGUCGCUGCCGCUGCUGCUGCUGCCACAAACCCAGCCUUAGGCCUGGAGGAUGGGGGGGGCGGGGGAGGCCAGGAGUGUUCCCCCGCCCCCCCCGUAGAACAAGAGGAGGAGAAUUUAGGAGUAUUUCAUUUGCGCAAUCGUCGGCGAGCCCUGGGAGGCAUGGUGGGGCGUGGGUUGGAGUCCAUAAUGUUUGGAGAGUACCUCAAGACAUCAAGGGGCCUGGUGCCUCGCUCUUCCCUCCAGCCCACGCCCUACGCCAUCACCUCACCCUCCGGACGCCGCAUCACCUUGAAGAGAGACAACAUUCUCCCCACAGAUGAAGGAAGUCGAAUAGGUGUCAUUUAUCUGCCCAGGGGUAACCUAGCUGAGAUGCACUACAUAAUCAAUGGCGAGGACCAGGGUGCCUUCACCAAGAAACUGCCCUUUGAACAGGCGCCCCUCUAUGCUGUGGUGGACGUCUAUGGCACCACCAAGCAAGUGCGGAUUGUGCAGCUGUAUGGAGUGACGUCCCUGAAGAGUGCUUGCCGAGACACCAUCGUGAAGCACAUCGCCCAGCAUGGAGUGAACGCGCUGCCUCUCCCUAGAACACUGAAGGAUUACCUCCUCUUUGAGAGCUGAGGCUGCCUGGUCACCCGCCAUUCACCCACAGACACCCACUGGAGAGAAGAGGAUAAGUGAGUUACAGCCAAGGAGGAGAGUGAGAGUUGACUGGAGAGACACUUUUCCUCCCUCCAUCCACCCGUCCCUCCUCCCUCCCUUGGUUUCCACUGGAGAAGUCAUCCACCUACUACGUACUACUACUACUACUACUAUUGCUACUACUACUACUACUACUACUACUACUGAGAGAAAGAGUGAAUAUUUGGUUAUUUAUACAUGGUAACUAUUGUACAUUGGACUUUGCUCAGUUAAGAGAGAAAGAGAGAGAGGGGGAGUAGUGAAGACAAGAUGGGUGAAUGAAUGACUGGUUCCUUGCAUUUGGCAAAAGUUAUUACAUCAUUUUACUGAAGUGUAACUAGAAGGACUCAAAAGUUUAGUUCAUUACAUAUUUGAAACUGUAUGUAUGUAUGUAUUUUUGGGAGUAUAAAUAUGUAUAUAGAUGUGUGUGUGUGUACAGUCUGGGAGAGGCAUGGCAAACAAAACAAGGUGGGGAGAUAAGGAAAAGAUGAGAUGAAAGAGGAGGAGAAGUGAGAGAUCCUUUAGAAGUCUUAGAAAUCCCUUUAAUGUAGAGAAGAAAAAUUGAGACAGGAUUUGUGUAUCUUUUUUAUUCUUCUUUUCUCCAAAUUGUAUCUUUAAUUUUUAUUAGACUUUAUUUUUCUGUUUUAGUUCUCUUUCCUGUUCUUUGCUUUCUCUUCUUUCUCUUCCUUCCCCUAUCCAUUUUUUCCUUUCUUCCUGCAAACUGUAUCUUUCAUUUUGUUUUUAUUUCUCUUCUUUACAUUUCUCCUCCUCCUCCUCCUCUAUCCCAUUUUUUCCUUACUUCCUCCAAACUGCAUCUUUGAUUUUGAUGUUUUCUACCAUUUCAUUACUCUUCUUCCUCUUCCUUCUACUCCUCCUCCUCCUCCUCCUCCUCCUCCUCCUCUUCUCAUUGAAACAUUCUCUUGUCUUUUUGCUGGAAGUGAUAUUUUGUAGAAGGAAGCGAUGUGUGUGUGUGUGUGUGUCCGUGCGAGUAUGUGCAUUAGUGCGUGUGUUCAUUUACAGUAAUUUUCACCAGCCAUAUUUAGAGAACAGAGUAGCAGCAGGAAGAAAUAGGAGUACAUUUACAUUAUUACCAGCCUCUCCAUUGCUAGUGGUGCUGAUGGUGAUUGUGGCAGUGUAUGGGUGUGCCCUUGAAACAUUCCAGCUUUGUAUGAGCUUCGAGUGGCAUUAACAAGGCACUCUAGCCAUAGGUGGGGUAAUAUGUCCCAGAAAUUCAAUUCAAAUUUGUUUUACACUAAUCAGUCCCAGUUUGUAUUAAGCAAGGAGGUUAUGAAGGGUGUGUCUGUAAAUAAGAAUAGAUUGUUUUUAACCCUACCAGAAGUGAGAAUAGGGUUUAAACUGUCACCCUGCCAGAGAGAACAGGGCUUUAGUCAUUACCCUGCCAUAAUAUUUGAUUGAAUAAGUUAGCACCUGGCCAUGAAGAACAGGAAUUAAAUGACUACCCUGCCAGGAAACAGAAACAUUAGAUUAUAACCCUGCCACAAAGAAUAAGGUUUAAGUCAUUACCCUGUCAAAAAGAACACAGGUUAAGUUACCCUGCCAGGAAGUUUGAACAAGGAAGUUAUUUAGUCUGCCAAUAAGUGCAAACGGGGAUGAAAAAUUUACCAGAUAUUGAGAACAGAGCUUGAGAUUGAGACAAAUAACAUAGAAGAGAGUAAGAGAGUGCAGUUCCUCUCCUAAUGGUGCCCUACAGUGAGUCAAAUUUAACAAGGUUGCUGCCACAUUAACCUCUUUAGUACUGGGAUGCACGUCAUGGUACUGAAGGGGUUAAGGAGUGUGAUGGAGGCACAGCACAAAGCAAAGAAGUGAUAGUGUGUGGUGUUUUAAGCAUCAUUGUACUGCUCUUUUUUUUUUUCUCUCUCUCUCUUUGGCCGAGGGAAACAAAAAUGAUUAAACAAAAAUAAGGCCCACAUAGAUGACAGUCCUCGAGCAUGUUUAAGAGAGUUAGCCAAAUGAAAGGGAUAAAUGUCUUGAAAUGUGCUCCCAGUUGUUUAUCCACUGUCUUGGUGUGGCUUGGAGAAAAAGCAUCAUUCAUUUCUUUCAUUUAAGAGAUAAACAGGAAAAGACUGUAUUGAUUUAUUUUAAUUUUUAUUUUCUUAUUCAUUUAUUAUUAUAUUUUUUUUUUUUAAAGUUAGAAGUGAUACAUCAAAAUUUAUGUGAUGUGUAUGUAUGUAUGCAUGUAUGUAUGUAUUAUAGCCAUUUCCUUCAUCUUUGCUUUCAUUUCAGAUGUGUUUAUGUAUGUGAUAUCUCAUGUGACUUGUAUGUAUGCCUGUCUGUGUGUUUUGGGUAUGCAUGUGGGUACCAUUUCUCUAACAAGUGUUCAUGAGACAAAUGAACUCGAGAUCACUGAAACAAGACAGAGAGAAAAGACAGGACAAUAGGACAAGAAAGGCCCACGUUGCCUCACUUAUUGGGUGGUUUUGAAAGAAAUGUACAGAAUAUAUGACUUAAUUUACCAGUGUUUGGGUGGUGAUAAAACAAGGAUACAUUUUUCCAGUUGUUGUGUGAUGGAAAGACUGUAAACUGUAGCAUAUGGAAAGACUGUAUUCUGCAUUGCUUUCAGACUGUACUAGUGGAAGUUAUUGGAGUUUUCAAGGUCGUUUAGUUUAUGAUUCUAGUGAAGGAGGGAAAUAUGUCAAUUGAAACAAAGCAAAAAGACCAUUUUGAAUUAGUAGUAGAAGUUAUUGGAGAUUUCAAGGUUGUUUUCUUCAUUCUAGUGAUUGAGAAGCAAACUAUUAAUGAAAGAGAGAAGUGUCAACAGAAACAACAAAAAGAUUAUUCUGCAUUAUUUUGAAGGGUGUGGUGGAAGUUAUUGGCGUUGUCAAGGUUUUCCUUCAAGUUUCUAUAGUGACAGUUUCAGUUUGAUAUAUUAGCUACCAGUUAUAGGGAGAAAAUGUCAUUGCAAAAAGACUAUUCUGUGUCCCUUGAGACAGACUGUAGUGGAAGUUACUGGAGUUUUUAAAGGUAUAUUUGUUUUUUGUUGAUAGGUAAAUGAAAUAACAUGACAAGAAUUCCAACAAAUUUUUUUGAAGAUUGAGUUUUGAAGAGUGUUUUCAUAAUUCCAUUGAUAAUUGUAUUAUUAAGUUAGGCUAGAGAGAAGAAAACAUGAGAAUUCCAUUAACUACCUGUAACUCUGAAGAACAGAGAGAACAAGCUGAAGAAUACAGGUCUUUCAUUGUGUUGCAGGGAAUGACUUAGGAAGAUGAUGAUGAUGAUGAUGAUGAUGUUGAUGUGAAAGUAAUGGGGUUCCAGAUAACUGAGAGAAAGUCAAGUCCAAACAAAUUAAUAAAAUAAGGCUACUGC
This is a messenger RNA of Portunus trituberculatus (swimming crab), 4954 nucleotides long. Its product is annotated as neuralized-like protein 2. The transcript has 7 exons. The coding region runs from base 494 to 1573 and encodes 359 amino acids. Gene Ontology annotation, biological process: intracellular signal transduction. Lineage: Eukaryota; Metazoa; Arthropoda; Malacostraca; Decapoda; Portunidae. The record is from RefSeq and is a predicted model, not a curated record. Gene Ontology annotation, molecular function: ubiquitin protein ligase activity.